AGCGGGGAGUGUUGGCAAACAUUGAUAGUGUUGCUUCCCCGUUAGCUGGGGAAGGGGGGCAAGAAAGGAAUUGGAGCCACAGGAAACUGCAGGUGACCUGAGAGGGAGCACAACAACGUGUGACUCUGGAAAAGCUUCCGGUAAAUGAGGACUGAGGUUCCGGAGUCGAUGGUGCAGGCUCUCGCUCAGCUUCUGCGGGACCAUGGGGACAGUGUGCUGGACGGAACCCGCGUCCUGACCCUUCUCACCCCAAGCCUGCAAGUCGUGACCCGCCUGUUUGAACAGCUCUUUCCACGGGGCCCGGGAACUGGGUUCCAAGCACUUCCGGCCCACCCUACAGACAGCAUCGCCAUCCUGCGCACACAGUUCCUGCUCGAUAUCUUGCAGAAGACUCCAGCUCUCAAGCUUGCUCACCCUCCCGAAUGUCCCCGCCAGUUUGAUGUGAAUAUUUUUCCGUUUAAGUCCCUAAAACGUUUGGAGUUACGAUGUCUCCCCCCACACUGCCUGAGGGGGCUGCGAGGGGUUUACUCACAGCUGGAGGUCCUCACCUGUUCACACUGUGUCACCAGCUUAGAGGAGGUAAUCUCUCUUUGUGGUGGGGAUCUGAGUUCAGCCCUGCCCUGGCUGGAACUGCACACGCUCAACUUCAGCUACAACACCAUCCACAGCCUGGACCAGUCCUUGGAAUUGUUGAACAUUCUGAGGAUUUUGGACUUAAGCCACAAUUGUAUUAAAGACUGCGGCCCAUAUUUAAAGCUUCUCUCUGAGCUCCAGUACCUGAAUCUGGGGUUUAAUUGUCUGACGUCCAUCCCGGAGCUUGGCUUACAGUCCAGCGCCCAGCUCCACACCCUUAUCCUGAGAUACAACCAGCUGUCCAGCACCAACGGUCUGGAACAUCUCUCAAACCUUCAACACUUGGAUCUGUCCUAUAAUCUACUGCUCGAUCACUCACAGCUUAAAGGUUUGGCUCGGCUGCACAACCUGAAAAAGCUCUUCCUGGAGGGAAACCCUCUGUACUACCAUGUAGAGCAUCGAGCACUGACCGCCCAACAUCUGUCCCGUAAAGCCUCUGACAAGGUUUUACUGGAUGGGAAACGGAUGACAGCAUUGGAGACAGCGAAUAAACAAGUGCUCAGAGAGCGAGUAAUGCUUCCACAACCCUGCAAUUCCGCCACGGAAAGUUCCUGCACUGGGGAACUGAGCGACAGCUGCUCCGCUCCGGAGAGGAUCCCCACCCGGCUCUCCCGCAAAAAAUCCAAGGUUAAAGUCCGAAGAGCCAGCAUCUCGGAACCCAGUGACAGUGAGUGUGAUCAGCGGGGCCAGCCAGUGGUUCUGCAGCACCAAAAAGACAUUGAGCGCACAGAUAGCUUUCGUGAGCAAUUCGGUGUCGACUGGCUACAGUACCGAACUCACCUGGAGGACGAGCUCAGCCAAGGCCAAAACCGCAAUGAAAGUCCCAGCAAACAUGCCCAAACUUUCACAAAGAGCAAAUCAUCUCCCACAAUACUGCUGACAGCUGGCAGAACGGACAGCGAGCCUCCUGUCCCUGUGAACCCCGGUCCAGCUAGGCCUCCCACCCCGGAGGUCAGCGCAGGCACUGCAGCCGCAGAUCUGUUGAUAGAAAAGAUAGAGGAUGUCCUGGAGGAUGGAGUGUGGGAGCCACAGAAGAUCAAUAAGAAAGAGGCAGAAGAGACGGAGGAGGAGAUUGUAGAAGAUGCCCUGUGUUUGCCAGUCACUGUGUGCCCUAUUUUGGAUGGCCAGCCGCGUAACUCCGACUGGCCAUGGGUCUUCCUGCGUGUGACACGCCAGCACCUCUUGGAGAUCGAUCUAGAGCGCGGAAGGGUGCUGGUCCGGAGGGAGCUUCAAAGCCUGCGGGAUAUUCAGACCUCUUAUACCCAGUGGAACUGGAAUGGGGAGGAGCAAGAGUUUCCUGUGCUGGCACUGUACUUCCACUCGGUGUGUGAGGAUAAGCAGUGUGCCCGCUACGUGGUAUUGGACAAAUCGCCGGAGAUCUCUAUAAAGACACUGCUGGACGUGUUGUAUCCCGUUCUGGAAGACAAUUUGAGACUGACGGCCGAGGGGGAAGAAGGUCCUCCCAAACUGCAGUGUCUCAAGUGCAAAAGUGAAUUCAUCCACCAGGAAGACAGCGGUGUCGUCUUCAGCUCCGAGGGGGAGGGGCAAACGCAGGACAAGAUGUCACAUGGUCUGCACAAUAACCACUCGGAUCACAGCGGCUGCCCGUCCUGCGGGAGCCUCCACGUCAUCCUGGCCCUGGCACAACAGAACGGCUACUCCAGCACACCGACCCAAUCCAGCCCCAGCGAGCAGCCACCACAGGGCACCCAGGGCGAGGGGCAGAAGUCCUUCUAUCUUGGAGAAGAUGAAAGAGACGGGUCAGAAGCGGGCAGCAGCUGUCCGGAUGGCAGCGACAGCGUAUUGUACGGCACGGCCACGCCGGAUGCCAACGUUAGCGGCCUGACCGGAAGUUACAAAUAUCACAAUACGACCCCUCCGGUCAGACAGGACAGCAUAGUGCUCCAGGACAACUGGCAGAUUAGCCCGACCUCUGUCAGCCCAAACCAGACUCUGGAUUUCCGGCUAGUGGAUCACCGUCUCAAGCUGUAUCUCGAUAUGGAGAUCCUGGGUGGGGAGAUGGAGGAAUUCCAAUGUUAUAUGAAGGUACCUGUGGUUCGCUUUGGUAAAGAGGGGGAGUUUUGGGCUCUUGUGGUGGUUUCCAAUCAGAAAAUCUACUUUUUGGAGAUAACUGGAGACACCAGCGAUCCUCCGUGUGAUUGGCUGCGGCUCGGAGAGGAACAGAGCCUGACAUCUCUCACCCACCUACACGUCGGACUGCAGAAACAGACUUUACAUUUGGGAUUCGGCACCCCAGAGGCGGCCUACACCCUGCUGACCAGGAACUGUUACUUCAGCACAACGUUCAGCCAGCACAUUCUGGAUACUCUGUCUGAGCUUCCUCCGCGUUAUCGCAGAGCUGUGGACUACAGCGUUGAGGAAGGAGUCACGCAGGGUCAUCGCCUAUGGCAUCUCCUACAUGAUAACCUUGGAGCAGGCAGCUGCAGCCCGGAUGAAUAUCGCUAUGUGCUGGCCUAUUACUUGCGAGAGGAAGUCACAACUGAUAAACCUGCAGGUUCCUGUGCGAAUGUAGUCCUUCAGAAUACAGCAUCCCCUGCAGCACGGGCACAGGGCGCUGCCAACGCCAAAUCAGUCUCUUUGCUGCUCACCCGUACUCAUAUGUACAUCCUAGAAGAGACUCAUCAAUGGCUUCACAAUGCCCCACCUGCUGAGGAGGACGCGGAUGAGGAGCCCGCGGAUGAAGUGCAGAUCAAGGAGAAGCAGCCCAUCAGCAGCAUCAGCUCUGUGCACUUGUACAGUUCUGCAGCACUGCAUCUGCGCAUCCAGCUUUAUAAUGAGACACAGCAGAAGGAAAGCGCUUGGCUUUUGUGGAUGGAGGACCCGGAUCUCCCUAAAGAGAUAGUAGAGUGGCUGCGUGUCCCCUGGGAGGCGGAGUAUCACAUACACUUCAAUCAGGUUAUACACGGAACCGUGGACUGA
Messenger RNA from Nanorana parkeri, 3573 nucleotides. RefSeq names its product serine/threonine kinase 11 interacting protein (gene STK11IP). Gene Ontology annotation, biological process: intracellular protein localization. The record is from RefSeq and is a predicted model, not a curated record. Gene Ontology annotation, cellular component: cytoplasm. The transcript has 25 exons. Gene Ontology annotation, molecular function: protein binding. NCBI's taxonomy places the organism in Eukaryota, Metazoa, Chordata, Amphibia, Anura, Dicroglossidae. Bases 145 to 3573 code for a protein of 1142 amino acids.